Molecule: messenger RNA, 1837 nt
Organism: Anopheles nili
Lineage: Eukaryota; Metazoa; Arthropoda; Insecta; Diptera; Culicidae
Gene: Pdp
Product: pyruvate dehydrogenase [acetyl-transferring]-phosphatase 1, mitochondrial
Exons: 3
Coding region: 1-1407 (468 amino acids)
Biological process (GO): protein dephosphorylation
Molecular function (GO): protein serine/threonine phosphatase activity; cation binding
Source: RefSeq, a predicted model, not a curated record
AUGUCGAACAUGGCUCCAAAAAUUCUCGCCAUCCGGAUUCAUUCGCUGACGACAGCGUUCAGCCGGUGCUACCAUCGUGCGACCGCCCUGCACCGUCCGACAGGCCCACCAAAGCUCUCACCAUACGACGUAAAUUGUAUUUUGCGGACGAAUGAGCACACGCAGGAAUUUUUUAGCGGCUCUGUUAAGAGUUAUGACUCGAACCAGCUCGCGUCGAACUCACCGAUCGAAGAUUCGCGCAGCGAGGGAAGUUGCGUGCACACGUCCGGUUUGCUGGUGGGCAUUUUCGAUGGCCACGGAGGACCCGCCUGUUCGCAGGUGAUAAGCAAACGGUUGAUGCGCUACAUCGCAGCCUCACUGGUGCCUCCGGAUGAUCUGCGCCAGCACAUGCUGAACGGUUCGCAGAGCUUCUCCUUUCUGAGCUGUCACAACGAUAAGCUUGAGUUUGUUAGCGAAAUUAAGGAACUGUACGAGAAAAGCUUCAUCCAGUUCGCGAACGAGCUCACCAACACUACGCUGGCCGGCUUCCAGAUGCACCAGACGCUAGAGAAUGCGUUCGUCCGACUGGAUCAGGAUCUCUCGCGAGAGGCUAUCGAAAUGCCCAGUCUAAGGACGAUGUCGGUGGCCAUGAGUGGUGCUGUGGCGCUAGUGGCGCACAUAGACGGGCCCCACUUACACGUGGCCUCCGUUGGCGAUUGCUCGGCGGUGCUCGGAACCGUCACCGACACCGGUCAAUGGAUCGCCAAAAAGCUCACGAAUGAGCACAAUUCGGACAACGUGGGUGAGGUGCGUCGGUUGCUCAGCGAACAUCCGGCCACCGAACGCGACACGGUUAUCCGCGGCGAACGACUGCUGGGUCAGUUAGCUCCGCUGCGAGCCAUGGGUGACUUUCGGUACAAGUGGACACGCGAGCAGCUCGAACAGCUGGUCGUGCCGCAGUUCGGGGAACAGGUGAUUGCACCGUACUAUCUCACUCCGCCGUACCUGAGCGCGUGUCCGGAGAUCACACACCACAUACUGACACCGCGCGAUAAGUUCCUCAUCAUCGCCAGCGAUGGGCUGUGGGACACGAUGAGUGCUAUGCAAACGGUGCACCUUGUCGGCGAGCACAUGUACGGGAAGGCUUUUCUGCAACCGCUAAAGCUCCCGAAACAAGACAUCAUGCUUGGGGAGAUUAGUCAGAUGCUGAGCACACGGAAGGCGGGCUUGCAAAAGAAGCCACUAGACCGAAACGCAGCGACCCAUCUCAUUCGAAAUGCGCUCGGCGGCACGGAAUACGGCGUAGAGCACUCGAAACUAUCGCACAUGCUGUCCCUGCCGCAGGACAUCGUGCGGCUGUUCCGGGACGACAUCACUAUCACGGUCGUGUACUUCGACUCGGAAUACCUCAGAAACUGUCCUACCUGAGACGUGUGGCGUGUCUGUCGAGCAGGAAAUGAUUCGCAAAACACGCAAACAAACCCAGGGCAUUUAAUCGAAAUGACGCCCGCGCUUCCCAACGAAGCACGAGUCUCAGUGUCGAGUGUCUGCGAAUCACUUCCCCCAAAGGCUGGCCUUUUCAUGUCGUAACGCUCAAUACUCGUGUUCGUGUUUCAAACCCUGCCCGGUUUGGUGUUUGGUGAGUCAUUUUUGCAGGACGAAAGCAAGCAGCUUACGACGAAUAUCCAAACAACGAAAUCCUACGGGGUAUUUUUGUUUCCGUUUUUUGAGACUUUUUUUUUAAAUGUGUGCCGAUUUAAUCACAGUCAAUCAGAAACGUGUCUAGAAAUGUUUAUAAAACCUGUUUAGCGUUUAGCAUGUACAACCGUACGGGAAGUAAUGUACGAAGUGGAAACGG